Messenger RNA from Hyphopichia burtonii NRRL Y-1933, 565 nucleotides. RefSeq lists its product as uncharacterized. Bases 129 to 353 code for a protein of 74 amino acids. The record is from RefSeq and is a predicted model, not a curated record. Lineage: Eukaryota; Fungi; Ascomycota; Pichiomycetes; Serinales; Debaryomycetaceae. The transcript has a single exon.
AGCCCAUAUGCCCGAUUAUUCAGUUAAUUUCUAUGGCUGUAAAAACGAUCACCCCACCUACUCGAGUUAUAUAAGUGUAGUAAUUUCUCUUGUAUCUUGACAAAUUUUUUUUCAUUCUUUAUACUAUAAUGAGAUCAGCAACCGUUUUACGUUUUCAGAAAGAAACAGUUAACCAAUUUAACAAUAUAAUUAAAGCAUCUACCCCAGCUAGCUUGAACGCUACAAGAAAAGCUGCGGUUACCCCUAACAAAUGGCAACCUACUCAUGGUAAUUCUUUUAGAAGCUUUGCUGAAUAUAGAUUGAAAGCUACUAAUGUCAGUCCAUUGGCUUUAAAAUUCAAAAAAUCAAAUUAGCUAGUCUAUGCAUUUUCAGUUCUUGUCUCUAUUAAUAAUGUACGAUUUAUGAUAGUUGGGUACUUGUAGAAGUAGAUCCGGUUUGACCGGAUUUGGAGGGAAAAUGUCGUGAGCCUGUUUUUUUUGCAACCAAUCAGAAGAGUAUGCCGUGGGUGCGACACGGGGGCAGUUCCGGCCGCAGCGUGCGAAGAGAUCCGGGGGGGCCCAGGGGG